Caretta caretta (loggerhead turtle) is the source of this 3331-nucleotide messenger RNA. It is a transcript of the gene KLHL40, whose product is annotated as kelch like family member 40. Gene Ontology annotation, cellular component: A band; I band. Gene Ontology annotation, molecular function: protein binding. Gene Ontology annotation, biological process: skeletal muscle fiber development; negative regulation of proteasomal ubiquitin-dependent protein catabolic process; negative regulation of protein ubiquitination. The record is from RefSeq and is a predicted model, not a curated record. Lineage: Eukaryota; Metazoa; Chordata; Testudines; Cheloniidae.
GUGAUCGGCUUACACAUGCUCCAAUAUGGGGGCCUUAAGCUUUGUGAGGCUGCGGUUAUAUAUAAAGCCCCUCGCUGAGGCCGCAGCAGACAGCCAGUUGUAUUAGCAGCAAGUGCUUCACAUUCUUAGGGCUCCAGCUGUCAGGAAGCAAGGGAGAGCUGCACUGCUUCGGGGAAGUCUCUCGGCUGGGAGAUAGGGGGGGAAAAAAAGGAGAAGAGCAAACAAGCUAUUACUUUCAAGCAUGACACUGCCAAUAGAUCAAGCAGAAGAGCUGCGUCUCUACCAGCAGACGCUCCUCCAGGAUGGGCUCAAAGACAUGCUGGACCACAACAAGUUCCUGGAUUGUGUCUUGAAAGUCAAGGGGAAAGAAUUCCCCUGCCACCGGCUGGUGCUGGCAGCCUGCAGCCCCUAUUUCCGGGCGAUGUUCCUUUCAGACAUGGAAGAGAGUAAGAAGAGGGAGAUCGACCUGGAGGACGUGGACCCCGAAGUCAUGCGCAAGAUCCUCCAUUACAUCUACACCUCCGAGCUGGAGCUCACCGAGCAGAACGUGCAGGACAUUUUCUCCGUGGCCAACAUGUUCCAGAUCCCCUCCAUCUUCACAGUCUGUGUCUCCUUCCUGCAGAAGCGUCUCUGCCUCAGCAACUGCUUGGCGAUCUUCAGGCUAGGCUUGAUGCUGGAUUGUGCCCGCCUGGCAGUGUCCGCCCGGGAUUUCAUCUGCGACCGCUUUGCCCUGGUCUCCCGGGAUGAGGAGUUCUACAAACUCUCCCCUGAUGAGCUCAUUGCUGUCAUAUCCACUGACUCCCUUAACACUGAGAAGGAGGAGGCGGUUUUUGAGACGGUGAUGAAGUGGGUGGAAGCCAAGGACCGCGAGAGCCGGAUCCAGGCCUUGCCGGUGGUCUUCGAGAGCAUCCGUUUCCGCCUCCUGCCCCAGGACUACAUCAGGGACCACGUGGAGAAGCACCCCAUUGUGAAGUCCAUCCCGGAGCUGCUCAAGAAACUCCAGGUGGUGAAGGACGCCAGCGAAGGCAAAUUCAUGGUGGUGAAAAAGAAGAAGGUGAAGAAGAGCAGUGAGAAAACAGCUGGGGACAACGCUGUCAAUGGAGAAGUGGCCGAGGGGGAUGAUAAUGAGGAGGAUGUCCUCCCAGGGAUCUUAAAUGACACAAUGCGCUUUGGGAUGUUCCUCCAGGACCUCAUUUUCAUGGUGAGCAGUGCUGGGGCGGUGGCCUAUGAUCCCAGCGCCAACGAGUGCUAUUUUGCCUCCAUCUCGGCUCAGAUCCCAAAGAAUCAUGUCAGUCUGGUAACCAAAGAGAACCAGAUCUUCAUAGCAGGUGGACUGUACUACAAUGAGGACAACAAAGAGGACCCCAUGAGCUCCUACUUCUUACAGUAUGAUCACCUGGACUCUGACUGGCUGGGCAUGCCCCCUCUGCCUUCCCCCCGCUGCCUCUUUGGCCUGGGAGACGCAGAAAACUCCAUUUUCGUGGUAGGAGGGAAAGAACUGAAAGAAGGAGAACAGACCUUGGACUCCGUUAUGUGCUACGACCGAUUGUCAUUUAAAUGGGGCGAGUCAGAUCCGCUCCCCUACGCAGUCUAUGGCCAUGCUGUGGUAUCAGACAAGGAUCUAAUCUAUGUCAUCGGAGGCAAAAGAAGUGACAAGAAGUGCCUGAACAAGAUGUGCGUCUACAACCCGAAGAAGUUUGAGUGGAAGGAGCUGGCUCCCAUGAAAACUGCCCGUUCUCUGUUUGGAGCAACCGUACACAAUGGCAAGAUCUAUGUGGCAACUGGCGUGACCGACUCUGGCUUGACUGACUCGGUGGAAGCAUAUGACAUUGCAGCUAACAAGUGGGAGCCCUUCACUGAAUUCCCCCAGGAGCGCAGCUCUGUCAGCCUGGUGAGUCUGGCUGGCAGUCUGUAUUUACUUGGUGGAUUUGCCACAGUGGAGACGGAGUCAGGAGAACUGGUGCCAACCGAGCUCAAUGACAUCUGGAGGUAUGACGAAGAAGGGAAGAAGUGGGAAGGCGUCCUCAGAGAGAUCCAGUAUGCCUCAGGUGCCACCUUCCUUCCCGUGCGCAUGAAUGUUUUACGGUUAACAAAGAUGUAAAUGACGUGAUGAUUUACGUUGUUCCUGGGUUUUUCUAAGUUCGCAUUUAUUGAUGUGAAUGGGGUGGGGAGGGAUUUUAUUGGUUAAGCCAGAGAAACAUUAUAUCUGUGAUUUGUUGCCAUUUUACUUCACCCAGCAGGGAAAGGGGAAGGGAAAGGAUUAGAAUGGACCCUUACAGGAGCUUAAAGGCUAAAGCACUACUUAGAACCCAGAUCUGGAGAACGCAAGGAGCUGUGGUGGCCUGAGCACUGGACUCAUUCUAUCUCUCGGAACAGAUUUGUUUCCCUCUUCCUGGUCAGGAAAGGAACAGUAACCACAUUUUCCCUUCAGGGUAGAAUCCUCUGUUUUUCAGGAAUUCACAUCCUCCCCUUCCCCAUUUUCUCCCUCCAUCCAACAAGGCCCUUCAUCAUCUCAACCACGCUUCUGAAUGGGGAAGGCUGGAGGCCGAUCCCAAAAGAAUGGAGCAAGCCAGAAUGGCACAAGUGUCACCCAUGCAAGGGAAUCUCAAACUCAGCUCCUCCCCACACCCCGUAGCCAGCCUUACCACACAGGGGUCAGUUGUCAGCAGCAAGGGAAGCAGGAGGUCUGUGCUGUAGGCAUUUGGAGCUGGUCUGAAGCAUGUAGCGUUAAGCCAAGUGAGAAGUCUUGGCCGUUCUUUUGAGCGGAACUCACCAUAGAAAGAAAAGAGUAAGUGUUGGAGUGGGUAGGGGGAUUUUGCAUGCUGGAACAGCAAACAGCGCACGAGAAAGGUAGGGCUAAAAGGAGUGAGCACUGAAGAACAGAUGCAAUCAGACCAGACCAGACCAUGGUGACAGAUGUCUCAGGACAGACACACACCCUCAGACUGACCUCCACACCUGCCUUUUGAGUUUUAUUUCCUGGGCCUCAUUUAAUCUUUGCAUUCAGAUGCUCAGUUUCUGCUUCCUUUGAACAACUGUUACAGAGGCAGAAGGGGAAAAAUGCCUUCUUGAUGUCGUCAGUUAUUAGCUCUCCUUCCCACUAAGUAGAGGUCCUUCAUCUUUCUCUUCCUUCUAAUGUAAUUAAAGAACCUCUUCUUAUUGUCUUUUAUGUCCCUUGCUAGGUGUAACUCAUUUUGUAUCAUAGCUUUUCUGAUUUUGUCCUUACCUGCUUGUGCUAUUCUUUUGUACUCCUCCUUAGCAAUUCAUCCAUGUUUCCGCUUGUUGUAGGAUUCCUUUUUGAUGUUCCGGUCAUUAAAGACCUCCUGAUGGA